This is a messenger RNA of Trichogramma pretiosum, 4746 nucleotides long. RefSeq names its product protein kinase C, brain isozyme (gene Pkc53E). Gene Ontology annotation, biological process: protein phosphorylation. The coding region runs from base 1939 to 3618 and encodes 559 amino acids. NCBI's taxonomy places the organism in Eukaryota, Metazoa, Arthropoda, Insecta, Hymenoptera, Trichogrammatidae. The record is from RefSeq and is a predicted model, not a curated record. The transcript is spliced from 11 exons. Gene Ontology annotation, molecular function: zinc ion binding; diacylglycerol-dependent serine/threonine kinase activity; ATP binding.
UAUAAAACAUUAAAUAGCACCAAAAGAGCAACAUUAUUUAUACAUAAAUAUUAGAUAUUAGAUUUAAAAAUAGGCUAGUAUUGCUAGAAUCAGACACAGUACGUAAAUAACUUGGUUUCGGUGCUACUCUCUAUCUAAAAAUUAACAGUAUAUGGUAUGACACAAAGUUUUACAAUCACAAGUUGAGAUAAUUUCCCUUUGAAAUUCUUCUAAAAUACCUGUAAUUCACUUCAAGUGUUAAAUUGUCUUGUUUUGAUACACAUGCAAGAUGUCGCCCAAACAUGUAAAACUUGCAGAACGCAUUCCUUUGACAUCAUUCCAAAUUAGGGCAUUACAUAUGAAAUAUCAAUCGAAUCAAGUAUUCAUUAUCUCCCUGCACGAUUUAGUUUCUAAAGUAAAGAGGAAAUUGGGCUCGACUGCAGGAUGUGUGCUGCUGCGCACGAAUCACGUUCAGAAAUUCGAUCAUGUGAUGACAAAAGCUCCUCCCUGGCGACGUAUAUUCAUACGCAUACUAUUUAUAUAUGUAGGAUAAUUUGGUCUAAAUAGUUAAUGAAGUAAGACAUAGAUUGUCUGUUUUUCAAAAUAGCCAGGAAUGCAUCUCUGGAAUUUUCUCAUUUCUGGGAAGUCCCUUCUAUGGAAAGAGAAAUUUCAAAAAUCUCCCCCGACCAAUCCCGCAUAUAUCUACGCGGUGAAGACGAUUUUCCGUCGUAUUAGCUUUAUGCACGACCUGUUUUUCCAUUAAAUCCGACUUACCCGUCGAGGUUCUACCUAUGCGCUUAUUAUCCAUAUAAGCUUUUUAUAUCUAUAUAUAUAUAUCUACUCUUUCUAUCUAUGUAUGUAUAUGUGUAUAUUUAACAAGAUAUAUUUUUAUCGAUUCCACGAUGCACCAGCAGAGCCAAAUCUUAUUGUCAUGUACCUGUACCUGCCUAUAUUUUCAAUUUUCCAAUGAAACGAGUAUGUUUUAUUCCAAUUAAAUUACUUUUGUUACCAUCGAUUCUGAACUUUCCAUUUCAUGGAUUCAAGAUUACUACUGGAGAGUAAUAUUCUUUUAAUGUUCAUGUCCCUUGAGCUUGAUAUGCAUGCUAAGUACUUCAUAAUUACAUUAAACUGCCUGUACAGACGAAAUUUCUCACUAAAAAUAAAGUAUAAAUUUGCUUUCAUUACUAAAUGAGCAUACGAGCGCGUACGAGUUCAACAUUUUUGUGGCUUGAAACGUACGAAAAUCUAAUUAAUCAUGACGAAAUGAAAACGCGCUACGCGCCUUUUUCCCAUACUCUUUAAGCUCGAUUCAUUCCGGUGCAAUUCUUAUACGACGUUUUUCGAAGCUGCGUAAGAAAAUUAAUCAACUACCUGUGCGCAGCUCUAGCUUCAAAAACUAUAUCUUCACCUUUCAGUAUCUGAAUUUUUAAUUUCAAUUUUCUAACUUUCAAGCUGUAACAUAUUUUUAUUGUGUUUGAGUAAAAAUCCUUGAAUAAUGGUACGGUAGAACCUUUUUCGAUUCUUCCUCAAUUUAAUUAUUUUUUGAGAAUUUUCUCGAAACGCCACAAGUACAACUAUGUUAUCAAAAGUUCACGACUGCAGUGGAAAAUUUAUAUUUUUGUGUAAAACUUUACUAACCAUUGAUUGUACUUUUAAAAUCUUGAAACAAACCUGAAUUUAUCAGUUUACCAAUCUCAUGUUUGUAAUACCCCUUGAAACUGCUUGAGCUCUUUUUUAAUUUUUUUAAACCAAUUCUUUAAACUAUUUCCCGACCGUUUCUCCUCUUUUAUGGAACGCUUUCACUAUACGUUAUACAUCUUCUAUUUUGGAUUUUGAUGUUUACAAUUUGUCCUUCUGAAUUCCCAGUUUGAUUUACGAAAACAAUUGUUUUUCAGUUUUUCUAUUUGUACAAAACCAUCGAUUGGAUUUCUUGCAUGUAAUGAUUUUCGUUGAUAAGUGAUGUUUCUCAAAAAAUUACUCACCAAUUUGUGUGUAAAACUUUUCACUACUGUUGAUAGUUACAAAUUUAUUACAUGCGACAUGAACGUACACAAACGAUGCGAGGCGAGCGUACCGAAUCUCUGCGGAUGCGAUCACACCGAAAGAAGAGGACGCAUACAACUCAACGUCUCGGCCAGUGGAAACAAGCUCACAGUCGAAAUUAUACAAGGAAGAAAUCUCAUUCCCAUGGAUCCAAAUGGACUCUCGGAUCCUUACGUCAAGUUAAAACUAAUACCGGACGGCGAAAAUAUAAAAAAGAAGACGAAGACAAUCAAAUCGUCGCUGAAUCCCGAGUGGAACGAGACAAUCAUUGUCGAUUUGAAGCCCGACGACAAGGACAGACGACUGCUGCUGGAGGUUUGGGAUUGGGACAGAACAUCGAGAAACGACUUCAUGGGCUCGCUGUCGUUCGGCAUCUCGGAGCUGAUGAAGGCCCCGGCCACGGGCUGGUUCAAGCUGCUCACCCAGGAGGAGGGCGAAUUCUACAAUGUACCCGUGCCCGAGGAGGGCGUCGACUUAGCCGAGCUAAAGUCGAAAAUGCGGGUACGUUCGAAAUCAGCAUCGGUCCAGAAAAAAGUCCCGACGACGCAGGACAAAGAGGUGCCACACAACAUGGGCAAAAGCGAUCUCAUACGAGCAUCGGAUUUCAACUUUUUGCAAGUUCUCGGCAAAGGCAGUUUCGGCAAGGUUUUAUUGGCCGAGAGAAAAGGCACGGACGAGCUCUACGCGAUCAAGAUCCUCAAGAAGGACAUAAUCAUCCAAGACGACGACGUCGAGUGCACUAUGGUGGAGAAGCGAGUACUGGCGCUCUCGAGCAAGCCGCCUUUCCUUGUACGACUUCACUCUUGCUUCCAAACUAUGGAUCGUUUGUACUUCGUGAUGGAGUACGUGAACGGGGGUGACCUUAUGUUCCAAAUUCAACAGUGUGGAAAAUUCAAAGAGCCCGUAGCAGUAUUCUAUUCGUCGGAAAUAGCGAUUGGUCUGUUUUUCUUGCAUUCGCGAGGAAUAGUCUAUCGUGAUCUCAAACUUGACAACGUCCUGCUGGAUCAGGAUGGCCACAUCAAAAUCGCCGACUUUGGCAUGUGCAAGGAGGGCAUAACUGGCGACAAAACCACCAAAACUUUCUGCGGAACUCCGGAUUAUAUCGCGCCGGAGAUUAUCUUAUAUCAACCUUACGGUAAAUCGGUCGAUUGGUGGGCAUACGGCGUAUUAUUAUACGAGAUGCUGGUCGGACAGCCGCCUUUUGAUGGCGAGGACGAGGAAGAGCUUUUUGCUGCCAUUACCGACCAGAAUGUCAGUUAUCCGAAAGCUCUCUCCAAGGAGGCCAAAGAAGCUUGCAAAGGAUUUCUCACGAAAAAUCCAAGUAAACGUUUGGGAUGCGGAUCAAGAGGUGAAGAGGACGUGCGCAGCCAUGCUUUCUUCCGACGAAUUGAUUGGGACAGAAUUGAAAGUCGUGAGGUUCAGCCACCGUUCAAACCCAAAAUUAAACACCGAAGAGAUGUGAGCAACUUCGACAAGCAAUUCACAUCGGAGAAGACAGAUCUUACGCCGACCGACAAGCUUUUCAUGAUGAAUCUCGAUCAGACGGAGUUCAUGGGAUUCUCUUUUCUUAAUCCCGAGUACAUCCAGCACAUAUAAGAUGAGUGCCCUUGACUCAACUCUUGCAAUUCUAUGGAUUUAUUGACCGAUGUUUUUUUUCUCCGUAUUGUAAUAUUCGUUGCUUCAUGGAUAAUACUUUACACGAUUAUGAACACCGAUAGAGUGAGUUCAUCCGUGGAGGCGUUUUAAACUAAACAAAGAUCACCAGACUUUCAGUAUGAUCGUAUCUCUGCGAAGAUUGACAAAUGAUUAAAAACAGAGAUACAAUAUUUUUCUAUAUAUAAUUCUCUUUCUUCGAAUUGUAUUUAUAAGUAAUAACUAUAAGCGACUUUCAAAGAUUCACCUCUUGCAAACUGUUCGUAAAUUAUAAACAUAAUUAUGAUCUAUAGCAAAUAAUGAAAAUGUUUGGUAUAUCGAAAUCUAAUCUAUUAUUCUUUCCGUGGCGCCUAGCGCACUUACGAUUAAAGUAUCAUAAAUUGUUUGCAGCGAUGCUCUUUGAUUGGUGUAAAAACAGAAAAAAAAUCAUUAAAAGUAAACGCGCGGCAUGAAAUAUCGCGUAAGUAUCACUAAUAAUUCAACAUUUAAGAAUUGACACGUAUGCUUUCAUAAACGCAAUGCCAAUAAUUAGUUAAAAUAUGAAUCUAUGCAAAGGAAGGUUAAGGGUUUGAUGCGCAAUAAACUUGCCAUAUGAAAUGUUCUCUUCUGAAAUUGAGUAUAAUGAGAAUAGAUCAUUAGCUAUUUUACAUGCGAUCUAGAAUGAGUGUAAAAAAGUAUAUUGCGAAUUGUUGUUCGUUUCUCGCGUACAUUUACAAACUACAUUAUAAUUAUAGAUGUAAAUGCAUUUACUUCAGUAGAUUCUACUGUCGCCUUCCAAAGUUAAAUUGAAUCGAGUGAAUGGAAAAAUGUAUCAAAUGUGUCUAUUUGAUAAACUAGCUUUAUAUAUUAAGUACAUAAUUAUGUACAUAUGCAAUAGUAUCUGUAAAAAAUAUUUCUAUCGAACAUUUUGUUAUCUUUAUGAAUGUAUCUCGAUGGUUGAACUUCGUAGCUAAUUAUUUCUCGUAAUUAUUUUAGACAAUAAGAAAGUUAACAUACUUGUUUGAACGGACGCUGGUCGCGCUCCUUCAUUUUAAAACAGAAGGGAAAGAUUAAAAAAAAUUUUAUGAAAAA